Molecule: messenger RNA, 1390 nt
Organism: Eimeria maxima
Lineage: Eukaryota; Apicomplexa; Conoidasida; Eucoccidiorida; Eimeriidae
Product: ATP-binding cassette protein subfamily B member 2, putative
Exons: 12
Biological process (GO): transmembrane transport
Cellular component (GO): membrane
Molecular function (GO): ATP hydrolysis activity; ABC-type transporter activity; ATP binding
Source: RefSeq, a predicted model, not a curated record
AUGGAAUCGUACUCCUCUGCGGGAAGCGUUAGCGAGGAGGCGAUAAUGGCUAUAAGAACAGUCGUCUCCUUGGGGUUGGAGAAGUGCAUGGCUGAGAAGUACAGGAGCAAACUUCGGGACGCCGAAAGGGCUGCGCUGCGGGCGUGUGUUUGGGUUGCGCUGGGAUUGGCGGGCCUGAUGCUGGCGAUGUUUCUAAUGGCCUCGUUGGGCUUGUGGUAUGGGGGACAGCUGCUCGCCGACAGCACCGAGGAAGCCAUGAAACUAUUGACAGCACCCAUUAACUUGGCAGAUCCAACCACGUGGCCAAAGCCUCAGUUCACGGGUGGAACUGCAAUAACGGUGUUUUUCGUCAUUCUGAUUGGAGCCUUUUCUCUGGGUCAGAUUAUCCCCAACAUCACGGCGUUGCUGAAGGCAAACACCGCAGCGAUGGACUUGGAAAGCGUGAUACAGCGGCGUUCAGCCAUCGACCCCCUUGCGAGCGGCGGCCUCACGGACGUGAAGUUGGAUGGAGACAUUGAAUUCAAGAACGUUUCCUUUGCAUACCCUACGAGACCAGAACGGCAUAUUUUCAAGAAUUUGAAUCUUCGCAUCCCAGCCGGGAAGUGCGUUGCACUGGUGGGAGGUUCUGGCUGUGGCAAGUCGACGAUUUUGCAGCUCCUUCAACGCGUUUAUGACUGUGAGAAAGGAAGUGUAACGAUUGGUGGCGUGCCCAUUGAGAACAUCAAUGUCAGGACGCUAAGGCGACAGAUGGGUGUUGUGAGUCAGGAGCCGCGUCUUUUUUCAGCGACGGUGAAGCAAAACAUUGAACUGGGAUCACCGACUCCUGUGACGAUGGAACAAGUCAUUGAAGCGGCUAAGCAAGCAAACGCGGACGGGUUCAUCACCCGUUUCCCGGAUGGAUACGAUACAGACUGUGGUGCCUACGGAGGGCAAUUGUCGGGAGGUCAGAAGCAGCGUAUUGCCAUCGCAAGAGCACUGAUUCGUCGGCCCAACAUAUUGAUAUUCGACGAAGCCACUUCGGCUCUUGACACGCAAUCUGAAAGGGUCGUUCAGGAAGCGUUAGACUCUCUCGUUAAGACGACCAAAGCUACAACGUUGAUUGUUGCUCACCGUUUAAGUACGAUUCAGAACGCUGAUUUAAUUGUUGUCUUAGAGCCAUCGGCCACUCAUGGGGCGACGGUUGUGCAGCAGGGCACUCACGAACAGCUAAUGAGAGACACUAAAGGGUUGUAUUACCACAUGGUAGCCAGUCAAAUCGUCCCCAAGAUUGAUGGGGAUGACGACGAUAGCGCUGUGCAAGAAACCAUCCCGGCGCCUCAUGAACCUGAGCCAGCUGAUGGCGCUGCGGUUCCUACCCUUCAGGAAAGGCGAAUGUCUACGGAUUUUGUCG